Molecule: messenger RNA, 2670 nt
Organism: Adineta ricciae
Lineage: Eukaryota; Metazoa; Rotifera; Eurotatoria; Adinetida; Adinetidae
Source: the annotation of a GenBank genome assembly
AUGAAGGAAUCCACAAAUGAUGAAAUUUCAUCAGUCAUUGAAACCAUGAAUCCUCUUCUAAAUGAAAUUUCGACUGUUUCGAUUGGUGUUGGCCCCGAUGAAACUUUCCCCGUUCAAGAAACAAGCAAUGAAGAAUGUACAUAUGUCGGUGAUAUUUAUGAUGAGAAAAAACAUGGAAAAGGAAUGUUAUCGUGGUCCGAUGGACGAAAAUAUACAGGUGCUUUCUUUGCAGAUCGGCGACAUGGUUUUGGGAUAUUUCAUACACCGGAUAUCUCUGAAUUCAAGGGUUUGUAUUGUCAAGAUGAAAGAUUCGGCCCGGGAAUUUUACUUUAUCAAAAACUUCAAAGUGCAGAUGUGGGUUUAUGGUUAAGUGAAGAUCUUAUUCGUUUACUAUAUCCUCAUCCGAAAUUAUCGAUCGAUAUUCAUAUAACCGAAAAGAAAAUUUCGACUUUGUCAGCAACACAAUCAUCGGCAUGGUAUUCACCAGAAGAAUUCUUUCUCAAUCUUACAGAUUUUCAUUUUCUUCUACAUAAAAAAUCUCCUUUACGUUUAUUCCAACAGAUUUCCAAUGAAAAAUCGUCUCUAACUCGUUUUAUCAGUGAACAUACGGAGGGUGUUAACGAAGCCCUACGUGGUAAACGAAAUGAAUUAGAAGCUUAUCUCUCGAGUAUUGAUGAAAAUCUUUCGAAAUUAAACGAUCAAAUUACAGAUAUUACUUCACCAAAUCAAACUUACGAACAGCGGAAAUUAUACGAUUAUCUAAACAAAUUUUGGCCAUUAAAACAACGUGCAUCGUUUCCAAUCGACGAUAUUCUCUCCAAUAUUCGUUCUUCAUUUCCAAAUCCCGGUCCAUUAGAAAACGCCUCAUUGAAUCUUUUCGAAUUAUCUUAUUACGGUUACGAAAAAGACGUUCGUCAUCUUCUAAUGCAACGUCUCGUUUAUGUCGAUGUUUGUGAUUCUCACGGUUUAACAGCUUUGCAUUUUGCCACAUAUCAACUUCAUAUAAAUAUCAUCAAUACACUUUUGGAUUUCGGAGCAAAUGUUAAUCAAUUAUCUGAUGAACAUUUUACUCCACUUAUGAUCGCCUUUUUGCUUUAUUAUGGAAAUGAUUAUUUGCAAACGGUGAACCUUGCGUUAGAACAUAAAGAUCCAUCGAUUCCGAAUCCUCGGGUUUUGCUCUCUAAAGAUAAGAACGGUUUAACGAUCUUAAAACAAGAAACACCGAAUGAAAUUAUCGAUGAAGUAAAAUUACCAGAAGUAUUUGAAACAUUGAGUGUAAAUCAUUCAUAUGGAUUUGAAUUAACUGAUGAACUUCGUCAACGAAUUCGUGAUGAACAAUAUCGUGAGCGGGUUUAUUCAAUCAUUGCUCUUCUUCUUCGUCGUGGUGCUGAUCCAUCAUAUAGCGAUUGGCCUUUACCUGUUCUUGUCUUAGCUGUUCGUGCAGGAGAUAAACAAAUGGUGGAAUUACUAUUAAAAAAACGAGCAAAUGUCAAUUGUCGAUUAGAUUCUGUUCGGCAUUCAAGUCUUAUGCCAUUACAUAUCGCAUGCGGUUGUUUAGCACCGACUGUUGUUGAUAUUGCUCGAUUGUUAUUAGAGUACGGUGCGGAUGUCAAUGCAGAAUCAUUGGCGAAUAAUAAAGAAUAUUAUUCACUGAUCGAUCCAUUGGUUCUCGAUUUGAUUAAAACAAUUGAAGUUCCACAGAAUGGUCGAACGCCGUUGCAUAUUGCAUGUACUCGUCCCCGAUCCGAAGAUACAUUGAAUCUUGUUCGACUUCUACUCGGACAUCAAGCGAAUCCGAAUGCGAUUUGUAAUGGUCAAACUCCAUUGACUCUUGCCAUUGUAUUCGGAAAUGAACCGUUAGUUGAUUUACUUCUUCAAUAUGAUCAAACUGAUCCAUCAGUUGUACUUGGUUUUGGCAAUGGAAAUGCUUUAUGUAUGGCUUUGUCGACAUUCUAUGAAACUUCGUGGAAUUAUUCAAAGAGAAUUCAAUUAAUCGAACGUUUGAUCGCUAAAAAUCCUCAAGUUCUUUAUCCUGUGCGAUUCGGACCAAAGAAUCUGCUUGGUUCAUGUGUAGAUUAUGCUUAUUACAUGUUUUUUGCUGAUACUCGAAUUGCUCAAUCUCCGUAUCAUUCCUUGACAAAUCAAGAACGAACGAUAUUCAAUCAACGAAAGGAGCUACUCACUUACAUUGCUAAACGAUUUCGUGAAGAAGUUACAAAACACGACGGAUUUUUGCGUUUAUCUCCCUCGACGAUCGAUGGAUCGAGUUCUACUCGUUUCAACUCUCAAGAAUUUCGUUAUUGUGGGACAUGUGGUCGAAGCAUCGGUGUUCGAUUAAAUAUCUGUCGGCGAUGUCAAAAGGUUUCAUUUUGUUCGAAAACUUGUCUCGAAAAUGGAUGGAACACUUUCCAUCGCUAUGAAUGCAAACAAUCUGCGCAAAGACCACAAACAACAGCGAAAGCAAAGAAUUUGAUGAAUACGGACAAUACAUUGUUAAAAGAUGCGUUGAAAAAUGUCACUCGUCCGAAUGAAAACAAUCGUUUACCGCCAUUAUCGAAGAUUCUACGGCAAAAUCGCUUGAAAAAACGAAUCAAAUCGGCAUCAUUAGAAGGAAUCGAAUUAUCCUGGAAUUACACGUACAACGCACCGGAAAACUACAGUUUUAAUUAA